GCGAGCCCAGAGAGGUUGGUGUUAAGUUUAACAUGCAUUUAAGCCUUGCGAAGACGCUCAGGAGAGUUUGUUCAGCUAGCCGGCUAGCGACGCUCCCUUGCCUUGUUUCCGGCGGGGGCUUUUUGAUUAUGAUCAUGGUGACAUCGAAGCCAUGUGGCAUGCACGUAAAGUGGGCGGCGCGGUUGUUCCCAUGUCUUAAUAGAAGAUUCAAAAUGCUUCAAAUUGCCUCUUAUAUUUUUUAUUUUUUUUAUUUCGUCUUGUCUUCCUCGCUGUUUCUGUAUACUCCGCUUCGCAGCCUUCACCUUCACUCUUUUGGUGAUUGAUUUGGUACUCAACAUGAAGGCCCCCUCAUUGCUUCUCGUCGCAGCGGCGACAUGCUCGUUCGGCGCCGCUAUACAGGCCCGGGAGGAAUCCUUCUCUGAGCAGCUGUUAGAUACUCUUGAAUCAUUUCCUUCGUCGGAUCCCAUCGUGUCUGAGUUGAGCGCGGCGAUCCGAAAUUCAAGCGCGCUCUUAGAUCAAGCCCCUAGUCAAAACAGUGCUAUCAGCGCUCGAGCAUCUACCUUCCAGGCGCAAGUUGCGUGCCAAUUGCUUCGCUACAUCCUCCCCGACUCUUAUACAGAUGCUACAACAAACCAAACUAACUACGUUACGUUACGAGAUAAAAAUUGGUCGAGUAACUGUGACCUCCCCGCGGCCUGUUUCAUUACCCCGGAACAUCCUAUUCAGGUGGCUGUCGCGCUGCAAGUGAUUAGUAGGGUGCAAUCCAACUUCGCGGUCCGAUCUGGCGGCCACAAUCCAAACCCAGGUUUUGCGGGCAUUGGCCAGGACGGUGUCACGAUCGAUACGCAGCGCUUUUCACACCUGAGCUUGAGCGCGGAUAAGUCGUAUGCGACUGUUGGUGCUGGCCUUCGCUUCGGACCCGUUCAGGAAUAUCUCGAUUCUCAAGGUGUCGCGGUUGUGUCUGGCCGCAAUAAGUAUGUGGGCGUGUCCGGACUGCUCUUAGGCGGUGGUCAUCCGAUCAUCAACUCCCUCACAGGACUUGCCGCAGAUAACAUCAAAAGCAUGGAAGUCGUGCUUUCGGAUUUCAGAGUUGUUACCGCAAGCAGAACUGAGAACUCGGACCUAUUUCGUGCCUUGAAAGGGGGUGGGAAUAACUUCGGUAUUGUUACGAAGUUCGAGCUGUACACCAAGAUGCCGCGGAAUCUCUGGUACCGCAAUGCCAUCUACGCCGCUUCCGACGCGAAAGCAGUCUUUCAGGCGCUGGCGGAGGUGCAGAAUAAUAUGGAAGAGGACCCCAAAGCUGGUAUCCAGAUGACCUGUUCCCCUGAUGGUUUCACUGUCGCUUUUGUCUACGGCGAGCCUACAAACGACCCUGCUGUAUUCGCGCCGUUCAGCAAAUUGGUACCGACGUCUGAGAGGACUCCUCCUAUAAAUGGCACGACUUUGGAAUUCAUUCAACUCCAAAGUCCACCGCAGCCCGAAGCCAGUCGCGAUACCGUGGGUGUUACCACGAUUCCUGACGCAGACCUGUAUCUGGACCUCUACAACCAAUACCUUACUAUAAACGCAGCUAACAACGGCACUUCCGCCGCGUUUCUCCUCGUUAUCCAGACCUUGGGCGCAGCAGCAGUUCGGGUAGCCGAAUGCAACGGCGGAAACGCUCUAGGGACAUCCGAGCGAGCUCUCACGCUUUGGAACCCCAUCUCGACGUGGACAGACCCGGCCGAUGGCAAUAAAGUUCACAAUGUUCUAACGCAGAUCGGAAACUACAUCAAGGACCAGUCACAGGCUAAGAACCUGUACGACCCUCUCAUCUUCGCUAAUAUCGCGGCGCACGACCAGAAAGUGCUCGCGAGCUACGGUUCGCAGAACCUGAACUUCCUGCUGGGUGUGAGCCAGAAGUACGACCGCAGCAGCACCUUUCAGAGACUACAAAAUGGGGGUUUCCUGGUUUCUAGAUCAUAAAGGAAAUGUCUACUGGUAAUACUAUGUACAUAUCAAGUUUUACAUAUACGUAUUAAUUUUAAUCUCCCGGGGGCACAGGGUUCCUGUAACUCCUUGCCGUACGUAAUUUUGGCCCUUUGCACGUCUGUACAUGCGCCACGCCGUUACAACAUUCAAAUAAUAGCCGUUGCUAAGUUAGCUGCUAGAUAAGGACCUGAAUGAGAUUGCUUAAUGCAU
Daldinia caldariorum is the source of this 2181-nucleotide messenger RNA. Its product is annotated as FAD-binding domain-containing protein. The record is from RefSeq and is a predicted model, not a curated record. The coding region runs from base 337 to 1965 and encodes 542 amino acids. NCBI's taxonomy places the organism in Eukaryota, Fungi, Ascomycota, Sordariomycetes, Xylariales, Hypoxylaceae. The transcript is spliced from 4 exons. Gene Ontology annotation, molecular function: FAD binding.